This is a messenger RNA of Cladophialophora bantiana CBS 173.52, 192 nucleotides long. RefSeq lists its product as uncharacterized. Bases 1 to 192 code for a protein of 63 amino acids. The transcript has a single exon. The record is from RefSeq and is a predicted model, not a curated record. NCBI's taxonomy places the organism in Eukaryota, Fungi, Ascomycota, Eurotiomycetes, Chaetothyriales, Herpotrichiellaceae.
AUGUCGAAGCAGAGAGCGAGGCUGGCAAAACCGAAUGCACGUGCAGACGACGAGGCCAUCCUGACAAUUCUGUACUUGGCAGUAUUCGAAAGAGGUCUUGGGAACGAUGUGGCGUUUAAGGCACAUAGAGCUCAGGUCGACCAGAUGGCAGCUUCGCGAGGCGGUGUCAGUCAAUUGGGCCCAAACCGUUGA